This is a messenger RNA of Hemicordylus capensis (graceful crag lizard), 2868 nucleotides long. RefSeq names its product solute carrier family 35 member C1 (gene SLC35C1). Lineage: Eukaryota; Metazoa; Chordata; Lepidosauria; Squamata; Cordylidae. Gene Ontology annotation, molecular function: antiporter activity. The record is from RefSeq and is a predicted model, not a curated record. Bases 398 to 1636 code for a protein of 412 amino acids. The transcript has 5 exons. Gene Ontology annotation, cellular component: Golgi apparatus. Gene Ontology annotation, biological process: protein O-linked glycosylation via fucose; GDP-fucose import into Golgi lumen.
AUAUCCUAAGGCACCGAUUCCCGCAACUUUUUGGGUCCCCUCUGUUGUUGCAGUGCAGCUUCCACCACCCCAGUCCCAGUGGCCGAAGGGAGCCGUCGCCGGAUCUGGGGAGGGAGGAGCCAAGGUUGGGAACGCCUCGCAACCCACAGCCACGAAAUUGGGAGGAUUCCCGGGUUUCCUAGGGACUGCGAGCGAACGUAGAGGGGGAGGAAACUUGGUUACUAACCGAGAAACUGGACAACAGUGCAUGAUUUCCUAUGCAGAACAGACUGCGUGUGGCAGCAUAUGAGGAGUUGGUGAGAAAAGCGGUAUAGAAAGACUUCGAAGAAAUGAAUGGCUGCUGGCAACUCUCAAGAGGAAGUGACUACCCCUCGACGUCGUGUGUGUUUGUGUACAGAUGGUGUUUCUCCGGCUGUGGGGCGGUGCUGAGGGCAAGGACAAGGAAGCAAGGAGUGAUCCGGGAAAUACUACAGGUGAUAGGGGCAUGCGGAGUUGGCAGAACAAUCAGCCACGUUUCCGAGCUGUAAGAAGCCGGGUCCAGCUCAAGCGAUCUGCGAUCCUCAAGAUGGCCCUCAGCGACUCCUCGGACCCCCUGCUCCAGCAGGAAGAGGACGACAGCGGCAACAGGCAGCCCUCGUUUCUAGUUAGGGCUGUGCAGAUCGCCACGGUGGUCUCUCUUUACUGGUUCAUCUCCAUCACCAUGGUCUUCCUCAACAAGUACCUCUUGGGCAGCCCUACACUGCGCCUCGAAGCCCCGCUCUUUGUCACCUUCUACCAGUGCCUUGUCACUGUCCUCGUCUGUAAGAUACUGAGCUUGCUGGCCUCCUGCUGCCCACCAGGCUACCUGGACUUCCCCUCCAUCCGCAUGGACCUCAAGGUAUUGCGCAGUAUCUUGCCCCUCUCAGUGGUCUUCAUUGGCAUGAUCACCUUCAACAAUCUAUGCCUCAAAUAUGUUGGGGUGGCCUUCUACAACGUGGGACGCUCCCUCACCACCGUCUUCAAUGUGCUGCUCUCUUACCUGCUCCUAAAACAAACCACUUCCUUGUAUGCCCUUCUGGCCUGUGGAGUGAUAAUAGGUGGCUUCUGGCUUGGUAUAGAUCAGGAGGGAGCAGAAGGCACUUUGUCAUGGACUGGUAUAGUAUUCGGAAUCCUGGCCAGCCUCUGCGUCUCACUGAAUGCUAUUUACACUAAAAAAGUACUGCCUGCUGUGGAUGGCAGCAUUUGGCGCUUGACUUUCUAUAACAACAUCAAUGCCUGCAUCUUAUUCUUGCCACUCAUGUUGCUCUUUAGUGAGUUCCACACGCUCUACAAUUUCGAUAAGCUGGGGAGCCUCAAUUUCUGGGGCAUGAUGACCCUGAGUGGGGUGUUUGGCUUUGCCAUUGGUUAUGUGACUGGACUCCAGAUAAAAUUCACCAGCCCUCUAACACACAAUGUCUCUGGGACUGCAAAAGCAUGUGCCCAAACAGUGCUAGCUGUCUGCUAUUAUGAGGAAACCAAGAGCUUCUUAUGGUGGACUAGUAAUAUGAUGGUUCUAGGUGGCUCUUUUGUCUAUACGUGGGUGAAAGGGCUGGAGAUGAAGAAGGUGCAGGAGGAACCUCUUCCUAAAACUAAUGAGAAAAAUGAGACUGGUGUCUAAACUACCUAGCCUGUACCUCAUCAUCUGUGUGCACUGCCUCCAUGUGUACAUGGAGUGGAGCUUCACUGGGAAGCAAGCCAGGGCUUGGAGCCCGCAAGGCAGGAAAAUCCUAUGACUGCAAAUAUGUGGGAGAUGGAAGCUGGGAGCUGAGCCAUGUAUACAGAGUGUUUUAUGGAGUAAUUAUUUUAAAGGGGAAAUUUUUUCACAAGUAUUUCAUAUGAAGAAGUUGGCGUAUGUUGGUGAUGGGUCUUGGGGUCUCAGAUAAGGCCUCUUUGUCAAUCAAGACAAAAAUAGCUUUUAAAAACUGCUGCUAUCACCUGUAGGUGCUACCUAAUGUGCACCUUGCUUUUCCCUUGAUAAAUGAAGGUUAAAUCAAUACUAGGCUUUAAACUGUGGAUCCUGAUUCUAUUCACACAAAUUGGAAUACAUUUUCUGCAUAGUUAAAUUUCUCUUUUUGCUUUGUUCUCUCACUGAACACACUUGGUAAACCAAUGCGCUUAUCUCAGGGGAGACUUAUGUUGGGACCCAAUCUCCUUCCAACCAGGAGUAUCCACAGUUGGUAGUUGUCUCUCCUACCCUUAUGGGGAAAACUUUAUAUCAAAACAUUUAAGAAAAAGCCUUGUAACAGUUAGUUGAAAUAACAUAGAAGCACUCAGGUGUAUGCAUUUGCUUUAGUGAGAUUGAGGAACACUUCUGUCAAAGUCAUUUGUUUCAGCAUGUUUACUCUGUGGAGGGAGAAUAUAAUUCUUUUCAGCUGCCUCACUCUAAUGAUCCUUAAUAGAAAGGGAGUUCAUCCAGUGCAGUGCACAUGCAGAAAUGUAUAUCCAAAGUGCCAUGAGUUGGCUUCCUCAACCUUCACUAAAAAAUUCUAGCUGCAACUGAUAUGUUCUCUCCAAGAUGACUAAUAAAGCAGGAGAUGUCAGUAACUGGCCCAACCUGUACUUAAUAGAUUCUGAAGAAGUUAAAAUGGCAGCAAGCUCUUGGAGCAGUAGGAUUUUAAAAACAUCUUUCCUUACUGAGUGAGCUUCUAUCGGUUCCAGGAACCCAAAUCUAAUUGGAAUGUUUUACCUGAUUUGCCUUGUGUUCUCUCUCUCUCUCUCAUAGGAGUAGAUUUUCUCCUGUGUAUGUCCCCAGCCCCCCUCCCCUACCUUGUUUAAUUUUGUGCUAGGAAAUUAAUCUCACAUUGUUGAUCUGUGAUUAUUAAACUUAUUUAAUAAAAGUACGGUUUAGUA